CCACGAAAUCGCCCGCAGCCAGAAAGGCGAGCAAAAGUUUCACUUGGCCUCCCCCCCUCGAGUCCUCCGGCGAGUCUCUGCGGCGGCGGCGGCGGCGAUGGCUUCCUUCUCCGAGGCUCCCCCCGGGAACCCCGACGCCGGCGCCAAGAUCUUCAAGACCAAGUGCGCGCAGUGCCACACCGUCGACGCGGGCGCGGGCCACAAGCAAGGUCCAAACUUGCAUGGUCUGUUUGGGAGGCAGUCGGGCACCACCGCUGGUUACUCCUACUCUGCGGCAAACAAGAACAAGGCUGUGGAGUGGGAGGAGAACACUCUGUAUGACUACUUGCUUAAUCCCAAGAAGUACAUUCCUGGAACCAAGAUGGUCUUCCCUGGUCUGAAGAAGCCACAGGACCGUGCUGAUCUCAUUGCGUACCUGAAGAAAGCCACCUCCUCUUGAAAGGGCAUGAUGCUGUGAUCAUGUCAUUACGAGUGAAUUCAUUUUGCAGUAAAAUAAUAAGAUUAGACAUUAAUAGUCACUCUGGUUUAAUGGGGUGGGUGAUCCACGAGACAAUUAUCUUGCGAAUUUCGUUUUUAUGAUAUGGGUUUCAUAUCUCUAGGUUUAGUUGGUAAAAUCUUCGUCAAUCUUUUGAUUCAGUUGCUGGAAAAUCCCAGGACGCAUGUUUUGACCACCAGGUGGCGGUGGGACUGGAAUGCACACCCAUGUUGAUGAACAUGAGAUCUUUAAAAUUGAUAUAUAAAGCUUUCUGCCUGUGUUA
Molecule: messenger RNA, 758 nt
Organism: Hordeum vulgare subsp. vulgare (domesticated barley)
Lineage: Eukaryota; Viridiplantae; Streptophyta; Magnoliopsida; Poales; Poaceae
Product: cytochrome c
Exons: 3
Coding region: 98-439 (113 amino acids)
Biological process (GO): mitochondrial electron transport, ubiquinol to cytochrome c; mitochondrial electron transport, cytochrome c to oxygen
Cellular component (GO): mitochondrial intermembrane space
Molecular function (GO): heme binding; electron transfer activity
Source: RefSeq, a predicted model, not a curated record